CUUAUGUCUGACAGCGGUCGUCAUAUAUCUAUUUCAAAUCAGUUUUUUUUAUUCAAUAUAUAUUAGGGAACGUAGUCAUACCACUUAUACCCACAGGAUGUCUCAAGACAGUCUAGAACAAGCAGACUCAGAACAUACAGAUGUUGACUCUAACGAUAUUUCAUUCCACACCGAAGGAUCAUUGAUAUUUGCAGAAGAAAAAAAUCCUUUGGAUGAUUUGACUGAUCAACAGCUCAUAGAUCACAUAAAUGAAAUGGAAACAGAAAAUAAACACCUUGAGCUUGAGAACAGCUUAUUCCUAGGUACUCUGACGUGCUUUGCCUUGAAGACCUUGCUUGCUAAGUCCCUUACUGGCAAUAUAUUAUUAGGUUUUACGCUUCUUACGACUAGGUCACAGAUGUGCCAAACGAAUAUAAAACGGGAAGAAUAA
Molecule: messenger RNA, 430 nt
Organism: Phaedon cochleariae (mustard beetle)
Lineage: Eukaryota; Metazoa; Arthropoda; Insecta; Coleoptera; Chrysomelidae
Source: the annotation of a GenBank genome assembly